Rangifer tarandus platyrhynchus (Svalbard reindeer) is the source of this 729-nucleotide messenger RNA. NCBI's taxonomy places the organism in Eukaryota, Metazoa, Chordata, Mammalia, Artiodactyla, Cervidae. The record is from the annotation of a GenBank genome assembly.
AUGCUGCCCCGGGCCCGAAGCCCGGUCGGGGACGUGGGGGCCCCUGGGGCCCGCCCGGAGGAAGGGGCUGCCUCGAGCAGCUGGAAUGUUGGAGGACCAGCCUCGGGGGUAGACGCCGGGCGGAGCCGCGGCCGCUCCGGGAAGCGGCCCGGCUCUGCGGACCACACGGUGGCGCUGGGGACCGCGAUCCAGGGGCUUCGGGGGCGGUUUCCUCCGCAGAGCGGGUUCCGCGCUGAGGGAGAGUCUGCCCGGUUCCGGGCAGGGGUGGGUGCCCCCACGGCCUGGGGAGAGGCCACCCGUUCCGGGGAGGGUUGGAUGCCCCCCACGGCCUGGGGCCGGCUCCCCAGCGGCCAACUUGCCGUGUCGGUCCCUGUCCUGUGGCGGCGCGGGCCUUGCCGUGGGUUCCCCGCUGGCGCGCUGACGCCUCCUCUCUGGUUUCCCCAGAUGGCCUCUCUGAGGGCCCACGAGCUCCGGGUCACCGGGGCAGCAGGGGGUGAGGAGAGGCGCUGGCCCGAGUCACGGCUCGAGCAGGGCCCGCGCGCCGCCUCUCCCCCCAGAGGGGCCGGGCAGGCGCGUGAGCAGAGUCCAGCCCAGAACAGGCCCUCGGGCAGCUCCAUCCCGGCCAGUGGCCGGCUGCCCGUCUCCCAAGAGGCAGAUCCUGAAGUUGCCCGUGAACUGUGUGACGAUGGGGUGCCCUCGUCAGGGCCCCCGGAGAAGCAGCCUGAGUAG